AUGUGGCUGGAUCAUUCCUCUGGCCACUUGACACCUAGUGGAUCACCUCCACCUCAGAAUAGGAAUCAUUCCCCUGCUCCUAAACGGAGUUUGCAUCUCGCUCCUAGCCGAAGAUCUGGACUGGGACUGAUUGCAGGCAGUUCCUCGUUAUCGCUUGGCUUCAGCUCGAAUGGCUCAAACGUCUCUUUACCAAGGACAUCGCGUAUGUCCAACGGGCCUUCUCUACACCAAGAGCAUAAGCCCUCUCCUAAUAUGCCAGAUCCGUUGAAUCUCCUACGAAGCAUACUCGGCAUCUCUUCCACCAAGAAAGGGGUACAGGACGGAAACGAGGAGCAAAGUUUAACAAGAAAACCGGAAGAUUUCAAAAUAGACAUUGACUUUGGGAACCUCAGUCUCGAAGAUUAUGCCGAAGAAGAGGAGGCAGAAAUCAAAUUAGUGUCCACUCUUGGCCAUCUGGAGCAUAGCUCUGCUGAUGAACUUGAGAGGUAUAAAGGCCUUCAUGAUGCGAUUGAAGACUGCGACAAAGUCUUGAAGUCUGUCGAGUCAUAUCUGACCAAUUUUCAGAAUGAGUUGGGGACUGUGUCAGCUGAGAUUGAGAGUCUUCAAACCAGGUCAACACAACUCAAUGCCAAGCUCGAAAAUAGGAGGAAGGUUGAAAAACUGCUUGGACCUGCAGUGGAAGAGAUCAGCAUUUCACCACUUACAGUUCGAACUAUAUCCGAAAGCCCUGUAGAUGAUAACUGGAUCCGAGCUCUUAAAGAGCUGGAGUCUCGGUCAACCACGAUAGCGAAGAAAACGUCUGGCUCUGUCAAGGCCAUUGAGGACGUCAUACCGCUUCUAGACAACCUCAAAGCGAAGGCUGUGGAGCGAAUACGCGACUUUAUUGUCGCCCAAAUCAAAGCAUUGAGAUCACCCAACAUCAAUGCACAGAUCAUACAACAACAAACACUUAUCAAGUACAAAGACUUGUACUCGUUUUUGGCGAGACAUAGCUCUGUUCUAGCUGAAGAAAUCGGCCAAGCAUAUAUCAACACAAUGAAGUGGUACUACACCAGCAAUUUCACACGCUACCAACAAGCGUUGGAAAAGCUCUCGGUUCAUAUAAUUGAUCAAAGUGAAGUCCUUGGAUCAGAAUCCUCAUCAGCACGCCGCAAUUUACUCGCGUCUCCCAAGGGUCCUCCUCCCCAGCACGACGCUUUUAAUCUAGGCAGAAGACCAGAUAUUCUCAGAACAAAAGCUAGCAAUGCAAUAGCAGCGUGUCUUACCGACGAGGACAAGACUCGCUGCUACUUAGAAACGCCGUUCUACAACUUCAACCUUGCAUUGAUUGACAAUGUGUGCUCAGAGUACUCCGUGUUCACAGAAUUGUUCUCUAUGAAGAGUUAUCACCAGGUGUCUCGCAAAGUGACUGAAAUCUUCGAGCCAUCGUUCGCACUCGGGCAUGGAAUGACCAAGCAGCUCAUUGAGAACAACACAGAUUGUUUCGGUGUUUUGCUUUGCGUCCGGAUCAAUCAAUACUUUGCGUUCGAGUUACAAAGACGCAAGGUUCCCCUAGCAGACUCAUACAUCAACGGCAUGAACAUGCUUCUGUGGCCACGCUUUCAGAUAAUCAUGGAUCAGCAUUGCGAGUCACUGAAGAAAGUGAUCUCCCCCAACAAUCGAGGCGCAGUCGCGGCAUUCUCCCUGGUCGGGAAUGAUGCUUCGAAGACGUCUGUGGCACCUCAUCCAGUGACUCAAAAGUUUGGACAAUUUCUGCAUGGCAUACUUGCGCUCAGUAGUGAUGCAAGCGAUAAUGAGCCUGUAUCCAAUAGUCUGGGAAGAUUGAGGAGUGAAUAUGAGGCUUUGAUGACCAGGCUGGCAAAGGGGGCUGGAGACGCGUCCAAGAGGAGUCGAUUUUUGUACUAUAAUUACAGUCUUGUAUUGACGAUAAUCAGUGAUACCCAGGGAAAGCUCGCGGAGGAGCAGAAGGCGCAUUUUGACCAAUUGGUGAUUGGUGCGGGAGCCGUAGGUCUUGCAAUUGCUCGGCGGCUUGCUGCACAAGAAGGCACUUCAACCAUUCUCAUUGAGCGACAUGGCUCUGUUGGGACGGAGACAAGCAGUAGGAACUCGGAGGUCAUACAUGCUGGUCUCUAUUAUGGCCAUGGAUCACUCAAGACCAAGUUGUGCCUCAAAGGCAAGAAUAUGAUGUACGAGCUCUGUUCGAAGCAAGGCAUACCUCAUCGAAAUACCAAGAAAUGGAUCAUCGCGCAAGACGACCAGCAGAUGAGCGAACUACACAGAGUUCAUGAAUUCGCAACCUCAAUUGACGUUCCCACGAGAUUCCUUACCCGAGAGUACAUCACCCAACGCGAACCUGAUGUCCGAGCCGAGGCCGGUGUGCUCGAAAGCGAGUCAACAGGAAUCGUCGACAGUCAUUCCUUCAUGUCGUACCUUGAAGGCGAUUUCCUAGAAAAAGGUGGUGAUUGCGCUUUUCAUACCGCGGUCACAAGGAUAGAGCCGAUAGACAGCGGAAAGGGGGGUUACAAGAUCUACACAGGGAAUGCGGAUGGCGGUGAAGACUCUAUAGAAGUUGAAACCCUUAUCAACAGUGCUGGACUUUUUGCAUGCGCUAUCAAUAAUAUGGUGUUGCCAAAGGAACGACAUCGAAAAGCAUACUAUGCAAAGGGAAGCUACUAUUCAUACUCGGCAAGUCAUCCAAAACCGAAGACGUUGUUAUAUCCUGCUCCUGUCCCUGGAUUUGGUGGUCUUGGAACCCAUCUCACCCUGGACAUGACUGGACGCGUACGAUUCGGUCCAGAUGUUGAAUGGAUAGAUGACCCAAACGACCUGAAACCAAAUCCGAGUCGCCUCACAGAAGCCAUUGAUAUGAUACAGACAUAUCUUCCUUCCGUAAAGCGAGAUGCAAUUGACCUAGAUUACUGUGGCAUAAGGCCGAAAAUUGGAAAGUCAGGUGCCACCGCUGGCAAGAAUUUUCAAGACUUCAUCAUCCAGGAAGAGGAUGGUUUUCCCGGAUUCAUCAAUCUUCUGGCCAUCGAAAGUCCGGGACUAACAAGCAGUUUGGCCAUUGGUGAGAUGGUGGAAGAUUUACUGUACAGAUAA
Molecule: messenger RNA, 3099 nt
Organism: Endocarpon pusillum Z07020
Lineage: Eukaryota; Fungi; Ascomycota; Eurotiomycetes; Verrucariales; Verrucariaceae
Exons: 3
Coding region: 1-3099 (1032 amino acids)
Biological process (GO): retrograde transport, endosome to Golgi; Golgi to vacuole transport; endocytic recycling
Cellular component (GO): GARP complex
Molecular function (GO): syntaxin binding; oxidoreductase activity
Source: RefSeq, a predicted model, not a curated record